AUGAGUCGCAAAUCCGUCGGCGAGCUCAGCAGAUAUCUGCUCGAGGGCCGUCUAUCCCAGCGAGGAUGCAUUAAUGGCCGGCGGCUGUCUUCACGAACAGUGCCCGUCUGGUCGUCUCUUCGUCCGCCUUAUGCCCUGCGGCAUCUCCAUACGCAGCCCGAACCAGCAGCAGCAGCAUCAUCAUCAUCAUCGUCACAGCUAACCCAUGUCCCGCUACGGAAGCAGCUCAAGGAGCAGGCCAAGCAAGCCAAAAAACAAGGCAAAAAGAAAUCCAAGGGCGAUUCCCAAACCGUUGACGGCUGGGAGCUAACCGUCGGAAUCGAGAUCCAUGCCCAGCUCAACACGUCUCGCAAGCUGUUUUCGCCAGCCGCAACCUCCUUCAACGAUGAGCCAAACAGCCACGUGGCGCUGUUUGAUGUUGCAAUGCCGGGCAGCCAGCCGUUGUUUCAGAAAGAGACUCUGAUUCCGGCUAUUCGGGCAGCACUCGCCCUCAACUGCGAGAUACAGCCCGUCAGUCGGUUUGACAGGAAGCAUUAUUUUUGGUGGGACCAGCCUUCGGGAUAUCAGAUUACGCAAUUCUACGAGCCGUUUGCUGCAAAGGGACACAUUACGCUCCUUGCUCGUGAUGGCAUCUCUGCGGAGGAUGGCGAGAGCGUCACUGUCGGUAUCAAACAAGUACAGCUCGAGCAGGACACGGCCAAGACCCUCGCACAGACGGGAAGCGUUCACUGGCUAGAUUUCAACCGUGUGGGCGUGCCCUUGAUUGAGAUAAUCACCGAGCCUGAGAUCCAUCACCCUCGCACGGCUGCUGUGUUUGUGCGCAAAAUCCAGCUGCUUCUCAACACCGUGGACUCGUGCGUUUCUGGGAUGGAGACGGGCGGUCUCAGAGCUGAUGUCAAUGUAUCUGUACGGAGGACCGACGACCCUAGCAAGAAGCUUGGCACCCGUACAGAGAUUAAAAACUUGAGCACGAUCAAGGCCGUGGAAGAUGCCAUCAUUGCCGAGCGCGAUCGUCAAAUCCAACAGUUGGAGGCAGGCGGCGUGAUUGCUGGCGAGACGCGUGGCUGGACAAUUGGAUCCAAGGAAACCCGUCGUUUGCGUGGUAAGGAGGGCGAGGUUGAUUACCGGUACAUGCCCGACCCUGACCUACCGCCGCUUGUCAUUGGGAACGACCUUGUGCAACGUCUGCAGGCAUCGCUUGCUGUUCUGCCGGAUACCGAGCUUGACAAGCUGGUUAAUCACUAUGGCCUCACGCCCAAGGACGCCCUCUCACUCAUCACACUGGACAAUGGAUCGCGUGUGCAGUACUUUUAUCGCGUCCUAGCUUUGCUGGAGAGUAACUUGCAGGCCGAGCUUGACAUUGCGGAGCUUCCCGAGGUCAAGUCGUACUCAACAUUGGCGGGGAACUGGAUCCUUCAUGAACUCGGCCGCCUGACGACCUACAAAGCCGGUCCGCUUGCGUCGGGAGACCUGUCGUUUACCCAGCUCGGGGAGUGCGCUCAAGUAUCCGAGGAGGAACUGUCGCAGCUUCUAUAUCACCUUUAUCGCAAGCACAUCACGGGCAAAGUGGCAAAGGAGCUUCUCAUGGCCGUAUACUUGGGCGAACUUGAGGGCGGAAUUCUGGAAGCCAUCAACAGCAACGACCUGUGGUUCAAAGAGAUUUCCCAGGAAGAGUACGAAGCCCUUGCUGCCGAGGCCGCCGCGGGUGAGGACAAGGUGCUGGAAGAAUUUGCCGACGAGCAAAAGUAUCCCCAGGGCAAGCUCAUGUAUCUAGUGGGCAAGAUGAUGCGCCUCGGACCCACCGAGAGGAUUGAUCCCGCAGUGGCAGAGAACGCGAUGAGGCAAUGGAUCGAAAGAUUCCACGGUAGGUGA
Molecule: messenger RNA, 1872 nt
Organism: Trichoderma aggressivum f. europaeum
Lineage: Eukaryota; Fungi; Ascomycota; Sordariomycetes; Hypocreales; Hypocreaceae
Exons: 1
Coding region: 1-1872 (623 amino acids)
Biological process (GO): glutaminyl-tRNAGln biosynthesis via transamidation; mitochondrial translation
Cellular component (GO): mitochondrion; glutamyl-tRNA(Gln) amidotransferase complex
Molecular function (GO): glutaminyl-tRNA synthase (glutamine-hydrolyzing) activity
Source: RefSeq, a predicted model, not a curated record